This is a messenger RNA of Aedes albopictus (Asian tiger mosquito), 916 nucleotides long. RefSeq names its product proteasome subunit alpha type-2 (gene Prosalpha2). The transcript has 3 exons. NCBI's taxonomy places the organism in Eukaryota, Metazoa, Arthropoda, Insecta, Diptera, Culicidae. Gene Ontology annotation, biological process: ubiquitin-dependent protein catabolic process; proteasomal protein catabolic process. Bases 130 to 831 code for a protein of 233 amino acids. The record is from RefSeq and is a predicted model, not a curated record. Gene Ontology annotation, cellular component: proteasome core complex, alpha-subunit complex; proteasome core complex.
GUCAUCUGUCAUUAUUCGUGAAUAAGCUGUUUUCAUCGUUUUCAGACACCAAGCGUUGGACACAUUCCUGUUUAAUUCGACGAUUUUCACAGAUUUUUAACCUGCUUUCAACGUAAAAAGUGCACCACCAUGGCAUCGGAACGUUACAGCUUUUCGCUGACUACAUUCAGUCCCUCCGGCAAGUUGGUGCAGAUCGAAUACGCUUUGGCCGCGGUGUCGGCUGGAGCCCCAUCGGUGGGCAUCAAGGCUUCCAAUGGGGUGGUCAUUGCCACCGAAAAUAAGCAAAAGUCGAUUCUGUACGACGAACAUAGCGUCCACAAGGUAGAGAUGGUCACCAAUCACAUCGGAAUGAUCUACUCCGGAAUGGGACCGGACUACCGGCUGCUGGUCAAGCAGGCUCGUAAAAUCGCGCAGAACUACUAUCUCACGUACCGGGAACCGAUUCCAACGUCGCAGCUGGUACAGAAGAUUGCCAAUGUGAUGCAGGAGUACACUCAAUCCGGUGGUGUCCGUCCGUUCGGAGUUUCGCUGCUGAUCUGUGGAUGGGACGAGGGACGCCCUUAUCUGUUCCAAUGUGACCCGUCCGGAGCCUACUUUGCCUGGAAGGCCACUGCCAUGGGCAAAAAUGCCAUCAACGGGAAGACGUUCCUGGAGAAACGCUACAGCGAAGAUCUGGAACUGGACGAUGCGGUCCACACGGCGAUCCUCACGCUGAAGGAAGGUUUCGAGGGUCAGAUGAAUGCCGACAAUAUUGAGGUGGGAAUUUGCGAUGCCAACGGCUUCCGCCGGUUGGACCCGUCCGACGUUAAGGACUAUCUGGCUAACAUCUAGGCUUUAAGUUGUUUAGGGCGCGUAAUGGAGAACUGAUUAUUCUGAUGCUUUUUUGGUACGUCAAUAAAUCCUUGAGGAUAAUUUA